This is a messenger RNA of Purpureocillium takamizusanense, 1647 nucleotides long. RefSeq lists its product as uncharacterized. The transcript has 3 exons. NCBI's taxonomy places the organism in Eukaryota, Fungi, Ascomycota, Sordariomycetes, Hypocreales, Ophiocordycipitaceae. Gene Ontology annotation, cellular component: cytoplasm; mitochondrion. The coding region runs from base 155 to 1327 and encodes 390 amino acids. The record is from RefSeq and is a predicted model, not a curated record.
AAUUUCACUUGCCCAUAUCGACAGCCUACUAAAGCUUCAACCUCACCUCCAUCGCUCGUACGGAGCCGCUCAUUCCACCGCCACGCUCCUCUUUGUGCACAGAGUUCAAGCUUUCCCUUCGCGCCCGUGAUUUUGGAGAGCCGUCCGCCCUGACAUGAGGUCCAUUGGCCUCCUCCUCCGCCGCAUCCCGCCUCUCCGUCCCUACGCACCUUUGCCGCGCCGCGUGCUCGCCUCCCGGCAUCACCACGCGGCCCAGCUCGUCGUCGCUCGUCCAAACUCCUCCGCCGCGUCGCUCAUCCGCGCACAGCAGCAGCGGGCCUUUCGCACGAGCUCACCCCAGCGGCAAGGACGGCAUCAGCCCGCAGACGGCGACGACGGCAGCAGCAGCAGCAGCAGCUCCAGCAUCAUGGCCAGUGACGCGGAAUCGGGCGGCGCCUGGGGCGCGUGGCAGGUCCAGCCGUCGCGGUUCACGCAGCGCGUCGUCGACGCCAUGAAGAGGCUGUAUCCCGAGGAGCUCGCGGAUCGCUCGUGGGACAACGUCGGCCUGCUCGUUGGCAGCGCCGACGGUGCAAACUCGAGCACCAAGGUUCUCGUCACCAAUGACCUCACGUACCAAGUUGCCAUGGAUGCCAUUGAGCAAGGCGUUGCCGUCAUAGUCAGCUAUCACCCCUUCAUCUUCUCCGGCCUCAAGUCCAUCACCCACAAGGAUCCGCAGCAGACCACCCUCCUGCGCCUCGUCCAGGCCGGCAUCGCCGUCUAUUGUCCCCACACAGCCAUCGACGCGGCGCCCAAGGGCCUCAACACGUGGCUCGCCGACAUCGUCUCGGGCCCGCACCAGAGUGACCGUUCCGUGGCCAUCCCUUGCGCCGCGGCUCCCGAGUCGCACUCACCGGCGGGGUACGGAGCCAUCGGCCGCUUCGACCCGAAGAAGCCCGUGCCCUUGGCAGAGAUUCUGAAGCGCCUAGCCGAAAAGCUGGGCGGCCUGCGGCACAUCAUGAUCGCGAGCCCCGUUGGCGCUGAUGUCAAGACCACCGAGGUACGGAGCUUCGGCGUGUGCGCGGGCAGCGGAUACGACGUGCUGAAAAGCGCCGACGUGGACCUGCUCGUGACGGGCGAGACGAGCCACCACUCGGCGCUCCGGGCGAUCCAGCAGGGCAGAACGUUGGUGCAGGUGUUCCACAGCAACUCGGAGCGAGGCUACCUCAACGAGGUCUUGCGACCGCAGCUCGAGACAGAGUUGCGGAGGACAGUGCCCGAGGCGCAGGUGGUGCUGAGUCACAAUGACAAGGACCCAUUUAGGAUUUUGGAUGUCAGCGAGUUGUCCUAAGACGUGUCGAGGAGCGCGGCGUUGAACGGCGUUGCUGUAAAGUAGAGAGUUGCGAACAGGCCUUGAUUGUCGUGGCUUCCCUCGUUUCCUAUCGGCUGGCCGUGGAUGUCCUGGCCGACGGCGGCUCUCUCGUUGGCCUCACGAUGGCGUCACCCUCGUCGAUGAGCGCCUGCACAUUAUCGCCCCCGACGCCCUGCUCUUUCCACGACACCAGCAGCUUCCGCGGCAGCUCCCACUGUCGCCUCGCCUCCUCCAUCUUGCCCUCCUUCGCCAGGGCCCGCAAACGCGGGGGCACGGCCAGCGCCUCGGCCGCGAGCUCC